AAGCAGGAUGUCAGUGAAUUAUCUUGGUUUCGAAUUUCACUGCUUUCUUUAACCUCAAAGUUUGGUAACCUACAAUCUUUUACUUGCCUUCCUCCUAAGAAAUAUUGUCCAAUCAAAGGUAGGCUACUUAAUUCCACAGAUCCAAAACCGUAUCCAGACACAAUAGAACCUAGAAUGACAAGAGAGUAAGACAUGAAAACAACAAAAACCGCACGCCUUAAGCAUUACCUCUAAGACAAUUGCAAACAAUUGCUCCUUAAAGAAGGAACACAACUGGUUGAAUUUAGAGUAUGCCAAAUUUAUGGAUAAAUAUUGAAUAAUUAAAUAACAACAGUGGAAGCAAAGCCCAUCUUCGCACAAAAGCAGAAGAGAUGGAGCUGGACAACAUGACUCUGAGGGACAACUCCAGCCAGACCUGUCCGUCCAUCGAUGAGUUCCGGAACCAGGUUUAUUCCACCGUAUACUCCCUAAUAACCGUCUUUGGCCUGGUAGGAAAUGGCUUUGCUGUGUUGGUACUGGUCCAAACCAAGCGCCAGAGCUCGCCCUUCCAUGUCUACAUGCUCAAUCUGGCUGUGUCCGACCUGCUGUGUGUCAGCACGCUCCCGCUGAGAGUCCUCUACUACGUCAACAAAGGCCAGUGGAACAUGGGAGAUUUCCUGUGUCGCAUCAGCUCCUACGCCCUGUACGUUAACCUGUACUGCAGCAUCUUCUUCAUGACCGCCAUGUCUGUCACCCGGUUCAUUGCCAUCGUGUUCCCUGUCCAGAACUUGCGCCUGGUGUCUCAGAGCCGCGCUCGCCUGGUGUGUGUAGGCAUCUGGGUGUUCAUCUGCGCCGUCUCCUCGCCCUUUCUGAUGUCAGGCGAGUACUACGACCCAGACACCAACAAGACUAAGUGCUUUGAGCCGCCGCCGCGCAAAGAUAACGACCUGUCCAAGCUAAACAUGCUCAAUUACUUUUCCCUGGCGGUGGGCUUUAUCCUUCCCUUCCUGAUCAUCCUGCUCUGUUAUGCCGGGAUCAUCCGGGCACUGCUGUCACGCGCCCAGAGCUCACGGUGCAAUCGCGGCUCGGGCUCCAAGGCCAUCCGUAUGAUCAUUAUCGUCGCUCUGGCCUUUUUGCUUUGCUUCACACCUUACCACGUGCAGCGCAGUCUUCACCUCAGCUUCCUGACGCGCGCCGACACCACCUGCGACGAGGUGGUGGCCAUGCAGAAGUCGGUGGUGGUCACGCUGUGUCUGGCAGCGUCCAACUCCUGCUUUGACCCGCUGCUCUACUUCUUUUCCGGGGAGGGCUUCCGACGUCGCCUCUCCACCAUGCGGAAGCCCACCAUGGUAGGGAACUGCAGGCCCCAGGCACUGCCCAGCCUCACAGAGAAUCCUGAGGGGGAGAACUGCCAGCUGAAGGCCCACUGAUGCUGUGCCAGUGACCCAGACAUCAACACGCUUGAGAGAGAGAGGUGGGCUAGAGUUGUCACACGCUGACCCGACACUGCGUUGUGAGAGGAGCUGCACUUCCAGAGAAGACAGUCUUUUGUGUUUCUGAGGGUAUUCUGUGGUCUUGUUAGGAAAAUCUUCCCAAUAUGGCGGUAGUGCUAACACUCCCUUCACUAUCAAAAGGGUGUUCAUUUCCGCUUCAGGGUGACCUGAAGUGGAAACUUCCUUCUUCCUUAGAAUGCCACCAAGCUUGUUGUAUGAAUACACAGAUUAGAUUGCCCCAUUGUCUGCCUCUUACCUGUUAAUUAGUUUUUCACGCUUCCCCUCAAACCAAACACUGAAAACUAGUGUUGGUGCUUUCCUAAUGUAGCUCUUAGCUUUCAUCACCAUUUGGUGAAAUUAUGCCUUCUUGCAUAUUUGAGAAUAUCAUGUAACAACUUUAAAAGGGAGGAUAGAGGGAUAGAAGGAUGGGGAGGGGGGAUAGAAGGAUUUUGAUUAUGUCAUACAGACUGACAGACUAUAAGGGCCUCAUUUAAUAACAGGAUUGAGCCCAUUUGAGGCGUAAAAUAGUGGGUAAAGACAUAAAACCGUAUUUACAAAGGCAGUGCACUUGAGUAAAAACGCAGAUUACCGCUGCUGGGAGGGUAUAAGGGAAAGUGGAUGUGUGCCGCAAAGAGAUUGAGGAGAGGUGUAUUUCGUCCUUGUAACAUGUUAAUGUUAGCUGUAACUUCGUGAACCAAUAUUUGUAUCUCCUGUUCGCUGAACCUUCUUUUUCUUUUCCUCGAAUCACUCAUGGUGGCAGUAACAUUUAGGCGAUUUCUCCCGUCUUUUAAAGGCACGCUAAUUAGGCCUAACACUAAAGGGCUGAGUAAGGCGCCAAUUGCCUGACGAGGAUCUGGUUUGAUAAAUACCGGAAUGCGUGAAUACACCGUGCGCUAUUUACGGUUGGGCAAAGGCGCAGAUGAAGCUGCGGUCGCAAUGUUAGUAAAUGAGGCCCCAAGUGUCAGGGGAAACAUUUAAAUGGUAUUCCUUGACAGGUUUCAAUCUCUAUCUUACUAGACAAUUGAAUGAUGGCAUGUGUUUAUGUAUGUAUAUGAGCAAUGUGUUGUACAGUAAUUGAUGUAUUGAAUUCAAUAUGUGAUGAAUUAAAUCUAGUGCACUUAAAUAUUGGAUAGGAUUUGUCUCAUGACUGGUUUCACGUUCAUCAGGUCUGAUGUUUGCUCGUGGCCAGUAUUAUGGGACAGCUGUAAGGUUGGAGAUUUUAUUAUACCAAACUUCCAUUUACUUGAAAGUUUGCACUCUUGCACACAACAUACAACUUUUAAGUGUGCUUUAAAUCCUGCCUGCUGUACAUAUUUCUACAUAAAAAUAAAAAUGUUAUUGUAUGGUCCUGACAGCUUUAUUCCUGUUGUUAGCACAUAAGAACAUGAAAAACACGUGACAAGGUGCAUACAAGACUGCAAUAUAUCGUUAUGAUGACAAUCUAAUGAUUGGGAUUAACACAUGAAAAUAAUUUAAUUUUCAUUAGCCAUUAAAUAUUGUGCUCCAAUGACCAGCUCCAGGCAUAUCUGCAGUACACUCUUUCAGCCACUGUGUGUCAGCAAAGUGCAGAAAUCCUCCUUUCUGCGCUGCAUGUUGAGAAAAGUGUACCCCCCUUUGACCCUGACCGGAAUGUAAAACAAUCAAGAUCAAGUUUAGUGUAAAGUCUACCUUUCAUAUUUUCAUAUUUGUCUCCUUCAAUAAAUGAAUGAGUUUGUUACUAACUUAAGAGUAAUCAAAGGGUGAAAGGCCCUGUGUGUGGAUCUAAGGUUCAGUCUGUGACAGAGAGCUGUAGAACUUCAUGUAAGUUAUUGGGAAAUGUAUAUAAAUUCUUCCAUUAAAUUCUUAUCUUCAAGUUCUGAGAACACAUUUCAUACAGUACACAUUCAUGUUACAGCUAGGCUCUGACACAUGAUACAUCUUUCUAUGUCAACGCAGGUUAGAUGUUGUGUCAGCGCUUUUACUUUCCUGCGCCUCUUUGCUCUCAUUCAGUCGAUUCUGCCAAAAGUCACGUUAGAGAUGAAGCUCAAUGUUCUCGCGGUUUCCUCAAGAUAAGGGUUAUCCGGUGACCUCUGCAAUGUGGAGGGAGGUACCGCAGAGCAAACGUCAGCAUGUAGGAGGGCUAGAAGACAGUCUGCAGUGAGUCAAGACCCAGAGAGGAACACACAAGGACACUUACAUUUACAUUUAGUCAUUUAGCAGACGCUCUUAUCCAGAGCGACUUACAGUAAGUACAGGGACAUUCCCCCCGUGGCAAGUAGGGUGAAGUGCCCUGCCCAAGGACCCAACGUCACAACGUCGGCGUGGAAUCGACACUUGGGUCAGGCUGUCCAGGACUGACAGUGUGUGUGUGUGUGCCUGCAUGUGCAUGUUUCCAUUUCCGUAACGGAAGGGCAGGAAGGAUGCUAGAACAACAAUGGGCAAUUUAGCAUAAUCACUGCCCAUUGUAACUGACAUCAUCGCUGUUGUGAUUGUGCAACACACACACAGGGUAUGUGUGUUUACUUAUUUGUGAAUUCAUUUGCAUGUGUAUGAGCAUGCAGAGUAUUGCAUGUCUCCACAUGUGCUGGCUUCUGCAUGUCUGUGGCACAACCUAAAACUGACCCGAAGCCAAGUGUGAGAGCCGCCCACAAGCUCCUACACCCUUGUUAGCUUCGGCAGAAGGACAAAAGUGGCUGUGGGUGUGUAAGGGUGGGUGUCUCAGGGUUGAUGGGUGGGGUCCAGGUUCAAGGUUCAGGGGGUGGUAGCUGAGGUGCAAACAGGGGACUGUGGGGGUCUGGAGUCUGGAGUCUGGAAAACCACUGUAGCCCUGGAAUGUUCCUGAAUUCACAUAAGGAGUCGAUCACUUCUCACUCAAUAACCAACCAGCUGAAACAUGAACAUAGCUAAUGUCACUGGUGCUAAGUCAGACGUUAGUCUGGUUGUUCACCCCAGUGCUGUGAUAGUCCCCAGCCCCAGCUCCCUGUCCUCUCACACAACUCCCCAUGCCCCAGAUCCCUACAGUCUCCCCAUCUCCCACCCAGUCUCUCUCCUCUACAAUUCCCCUUUGUCCCAGUUACUCUCGUCGUCCUUCUAUGUUUUUGCCUUAAUUGCCAAGUCUCUCUGUGACAAUCCAGCUAUUUUAAUCCAUCUCUACCCCACCCCAUCUCCCCUUCAAGUCCCCCUCUCCUAUCUUAUUCUUCCAAUCCUUCUCUCCCACCCCAUCUCUCUCAUACCCUCCUUACUAGGGUCCAUCUCCUUGCUAACAUGAAACCCGUGACUGAAGAGCCGGCCUCCUCCACAGGGCCUGUGUACUCCACAGAGAGUAUUUUUGUCUGCCAGUGUAUUUCUGUCUCCUUGACUAGCACGAUGUGACGCACACACUCCUUGGAGAGAAAGGGUCUUCAGUGUUUGUGACCCUCCAGUCAAAAUGUUAUCACCCCAUCGCUUUCCAAAUCAUAUCAAGUCUUCUGGCAUUUACCAAACCCCACAUUUUCCUAGAAAAGACCAGAACCAGUGUGUUAGAUUUUGUAAUCAGGGCACAAACCAUUUACAAAGUUAAAUUGAAUGACAAAAUGAUUAAUGUUAAAAGAUAAAUGAGUAAUUCAAAGACUUGUAGUAACUUGAAUACCUAACUCAGGCUUUUUAUGAAAUCUCUAACUGAUAUCACGGUAUACUUUGUGUAAAUAUGACACAAUUUCAACUCUGUUCUAUUUGAUUAAAUGAGUCAUAUUUACUUUAAAUAUUUACUUUCCAUUCCUUAAAUAACAAAUGUAAAAGGCCUAGAAAAUUGUAUUUCCUCGUGCAGAUAUAUCACAGGAAGUGACGAGAAUAACAUUUAGUGGAACCUUUCAAAUCUUCACGUACGACUGGAUGACAGGAUAACCAAACACGUCAUGUUGUAGACAGAAAUAGCACAGUAGUACUGUGAACCUCAAAAGAGCCCAUUUGCAAACUGAAGAAUUUCCUAACAUACAUGCCAGAAUGACAUUAAAAAAGACGACCGGGUCCAUCUGGACGAAAAAUGAGUCUGGAAUUACAGUGAAAUGGUAACUUUAUUUAUUUAUUGCCCAGAGGCUAUGGGACUCUUCUGACUACGAGGAACACAAGAGGCCCUUCUGUCCCUAAUCAGCCAAGCGGCCCCAUCCCUCAGGCUCCUGCUAAUGUCUCAUUCAUAAUGGCAUACUCUUCCUCAUUUACUGAUAAGGUGAUACGCCCUGUCAAAUCAAUUCAUGUGGAUCGGUCUGUGAUGUGGUACUGUGUGGUUGUGAAGCUUUUUGCCUCAAUAGUGACCCUGUGGAAUGCAAAUUUUAUUGAACUCCCCCCUCAAACACACAAAUUAUCUACUGUAUCUUUUUCUCACUUUCCAACUCUGAAAAUAACACUCUGAAUGUAUCAUGGCUAAAACAAUGUACAUGUUGUUUGCUGAAAAUAAAACAUUGGUUUCUCGCA
Hypomesus transpacificus is the source of this 5900-nucleotide messenger RNA. It is a transcript of the gene cysltr1, whose product is annotated as cysteinyl leukotriene receptor 1. The record is from RefSeq and is a predicted model, not a curated record. Gene Ontology annotation, biological process: G protein-coupled receptor signaling pathway. Gene Ontology annotation, cellular component: plasma membrane. Gene Ontology annotation, molecular function: leukotriene receptor activity. Lineage: Eukaryota; Metazoa; Chordata; Actinopteri; Osmeriformes; Osmeridae. The transcript has 2 exons. The coding region runs from base 372 to 1409 and encodes 345 amino acids.